CCCGGAGCGCCGGCCCGCUCGCCGCCUGCGCCGCGAUAACAUCCCGCGCCCACCAUCCUUAGUUCAGCAUUCAGUAUCCGCAUACUCCUUCACUAUAACCCGACCUAUUUAAGUCCGAUUUAAGACGGCGAAGUUAUCGUGCUCGCAUUAUAUGCUUACAUUUACCGUACUCUCUGAGAAAUAGUUGCUCGUUGCGAGCUGACAAUUUGGGUCGCCCGGUUCUGUGCUAGCGCUGGGAUAUUUUUAUUGCCACUAUUGGGUGCAGACGCACGAGCGUGAGUCUCGAGCGCGCAGCUAGUUAAAUAAAUUAAAAUUUAAAGAGAAGAUAUUCUCUAGCUCAUUCCUUAAAUAAUUGCGUUUGUUCAUGGAUCCUUAUCCUUUAUCUGUAGUAAUAUAUUCUAUUGAUUAACGCGACCCAUCGAUAAGCUAUGAUAGAAAUUUGAAUGGCACUCCGAUCAGGAAGUGCGAAUCAUUAAAUGUUUUUGCAUAGCUGAAGUGAAAAAUUUUGAGAACUGUAAAUAAGGAUUAUGAUGCAAAGUAAGAGAGGUUUAUGACGCAGUGAAAUAGGAAUGUGAUGAGUGAAUAGUGUAUACCUUUGGCAUUUAGUUGUUAACGUAGACAUUUUGUGAAGUGCAUUUCUUGGUAGUGACAUUGUGAGGAUGCAUCAUUUGUAUCCGUUGGCUAAAGGGGAUCCACUGUGCCCGCUGGGUUUCCACCCACAGGUGCGGUGGCCCACGCGUUGCAAACGCUGCUUCCGUGACUACAAGGAACACGGCGGCGUGCGCAAAAAGGAAGACGAUUUCACUGCGUCCACUCCUAGUCUGUCUUCUUGGAACUCGCCUGCAUCACGAAAUCGUGAUGAGAAUGGCGCAGAAGUGGAGAAGACGGGCCGAGGUUGGGCUUCCAGCACAAACCUCACCACAGACGCUACCAAGAAAGACGCCUUCUCCACGGGGUUCACCAGAACUAGCGCAUCGUGGACGUCGACGCCAGACUUGGGAGCUAACGAUCCCGACUCUACGACCGCCGUCACCAUCAGCCUUAAGCUGCCCAAAAGGAGGCUCACCGGUCCGCUGCCAUCGCUCGAUACCGGCCAGAGUCAGAACACUACAACGUCUGACACGGUAACGUUGCGACGACCGUCUCCAUCGCCCCCGCCCACCAGUGCAGCUAUCGUUAUAUCUAAAAACGAUUCGCUAGCGGAACGCGUGCGCAAGAUGAAUAUAUUGAAAAGUCAAAACAGUUUUGAAAAAGAAUCUAGCAUAGAAAAAGAAAGAGAUAAACGAAGUUUAUCUAGAAGUAGAGAAGAAAAAAGUAGAGAAGAAGAAAAGCAAUCAAGACUUAAAGAAGAUCGGUCAGCUAAAGAAGAUAUAAAUUUUAUGAUGCAGGUGAAGAGUUCUCGAAACGCAUCAUCAAACUCCAAACCACCUAUGAGAGGGGGUCCAGCAAAAGAAAAAGAAGAGUCUGAUGAUGAUGCAAGUACAGCAGGCACUGUUACCACGGAAACUACUCUCGUUGACGCUAACGUCAAGGAUUAUCAGGACCAAAUUGAAAGUUUAAAACAAGAACUAGAUAUAUUAAAAAAGCGCUGCGAACGCGUAGAAAAAGAGAAAAGCGAUAUCCUACUACGGCGAUUAGCAAAUAUUGACACCGCCAACAAGUACACCACUGGUCGUUCAUCAGAGGUUCUCAAACUACAACAGAAGGUCAACGAGCUCACCGCAUUGAAUGAAGAUCUUAGGGACGAAAAGAAACAUCUAACAUUGAAAGUGAAAGAAAUUGAAUGUGAACUCGAUGCUAGGCCGUCAGCGGAAGCACAAGCGCGGCAAAUCGAGCAGUUGCGAGCGAAACUGUUAGCUGCUGAGACGUUAUGCGAAGAGCUCAUGGACGAGAACGAAGACAUGAAGAAGGAGCUGCGCGAUCUUGAAGAGGAAAUCGAGGAGAUGCACGACAACUUCAGGGAAGAUCAAGCGGACGAAUAUUCAUCUCUCCGAAGAGAAUUAGAACAAACAAUAAAGAAUUGCCGUGUGUUGUCAUUCAAGUUGAAAAAGACUGAGAGGAGGGCGGAACAACUAGAACAAGAGAAAGCUGAUCAGGAGAAGAAACUUUUGGAGAUAGUUGGAGGUCAGGAAGGUCUAUCACGCGAGAAUCGAAUCAAGGAAUUAGAACAAGAGGUAGCUCGUUCGACGGAAGUAGCUCUACGGUUGCAGCGCGAACUAGCAGAUGCCAAUACUAAACUCGCAGCGGCCUCAGGAGCUGCGCCAGCAAACGUCAAGAAAAACACUCCGCUACCUGAUGGCCAAAAAGUAUCUCGAUCAUCACUGACGCGCGGAGGAAGUCAAGAGGACCCAGCUCAAUUGCUGCGUGAUCUACAAGACUCGCUAGAACGUGAGGCAGACCUGCGCGAACAACUUCGUAAUGCGGAGGAAGAGGCAAGUCGUUAUCGGCAACGCUUCGGAGGCAAACGGAUACCGCCACCACCAAAACCUCCUCCAUUUCAUCCUGAUCUCAUUCCAUCCCAAGUCCCAGCUGAUAAAAACAUCGAAAAACAACUCGAAGAACAUACAAAACGUCGCAUUCUCGAGAUGCAAAUGACGCUAGAAAAAAAGAUAUCGUCUCUGGAUAUAAGCAAUAUAUUGAUCGGUGUCAAUCAAGCGAUGCAGUCACCACAAGAUUUAGUGCUAAACUAUUCUCAAGGGUCUCAAACUGAUCUUGUAAUGACGCAUGAUGUAGCGAUAGAUACAAGGAAAAUAACAUUAGACUCCACAAUACAGUGCGAUAAUAAUACAAUAGAUAUGUUCACACAGACUGAAACAGCUUUUUCGAAAAAUAAAAAUGUACAAACUGCUUUCAUUAAGAUCAACAAUUAUUGUCAAACUGAUAAACACAAAACAAGAAAUAGUGAGAUACAGACGGCAAAUAUUAUAUUAGUGGAUAGUUGGCAACAAACAUUUAAAACUAAAGAAUAUGCUGAUAUCAGCACGCAGGCUGAAAUAAUCAUGUAUAAUCAAGAAACUACAGCAGAUGCUUCAGAAAUAUAUGAAAUGAAUAACAUAAAAUUGUUAGAUGAUGUAAAUAAUACAAACUCAAAACGAAACAAAAGCUCAAAAAGUGAUAGUCCACCACUUACACCCGACGACAAAGCAGCUGCUGGUCCUUCAACACCUUUCACCUUCCCAUUUUCAUUAUUCAACCCUUUGGCGGUUAGAUUACCAAUUAUAGGUCGCAAAUUAUCUCCAACACCGCCUACAAACAGACUUGCAAUUGAAGCGCCGAACGAAAAAGAUGAAGGUAUCUCUGAUGAGGAAGAUCCAGCGGAACUACGACUUCUUCUUGAACUCAAUGAACAGGAAGCAGCAGUGUUACGACGAAAGGUAGAAGAUUUAGAGCAAGAUAAGGAAUCUUUAAAAAAACAAGUGAAAGAACUAACGGAAAAAAUUACCACAAAUAAUAAAUCGGUAACUGCUCCCAUAACAGUUAGGAAAAACACGGCGAAAAGCAAUAAUUUAUCAGAAGAAAAAAUUAAGGUACUGGAGGAUGAGAUAGCUGAAUUAAGGAAAAAAUUAAUUGAAAAGGAAAGAGAUUGUGAAAGGUUGCAUGCUGAAUUGAGUUUAGCACAAAAGAAGUCAAAAGGAUCACUUAUAAAAAGCAAGUCACUAGAUGGCGCAAGUGAACAACAAAACGUAGAUUUAAAACGACAACUCCAAGUUAUUGAACAAGAAGCAAGUGUAUUACGAGCAAAAACACAAAGUCUUGAAGCUGAUAAUGAAAAACUUCAAGCUGAAAACAAGAAAUUACAGCUAUUGAAGAAUACUAAAACCUUAAGGACAGACAAGACGGUCGAACACAAUGCAAAUAAAAUACUGCAAUUAGAAAAUGAAUUGAAAGAAGCAACAACUAAAAUUAAAGAGUUAGAAAAUAACAAAGAAAAGGAAGAAAAAUCCGAAAAGAAAGUAAGAUUUGGAGAAUUUACUAAAAAGGAUACCGACGCUCUCAAAGCAAAACAAGACGAAUUGGAUAAAUUAAAAAUUAAUUUGAAUAAGCUAGAAAAAGAAAAUGCAAAACUACAGGCAACGUUAAAGGCAUUAAAAGAAGACGCAAUGAAAUCCUUCAAACCACGCUCGGCUAAAAAACUUACUGAUCUCACAACAAAACUUCAAAUGAAAAAAAUGGUGGAGGACCUUGAAAGCGAAAUAGGAGAAUUGUAUGUUAUCAUGAAAAAUGCUGGUCUCUCUUCCAAUGAAAUAAACGCAAAAGUUCAACGAGAAAAAGAUAUUGAAGAUAUUAGGUUAAAGUUAUCAAAGAAUGAGUCAGAAUAUAUAAAUGAAAAGAACCGAUUACAAACUGAAAUAGCCAAACUAAAGGAUCUCAACACUAAGAUAGAUAAUGAUAAAGCAGAGCUUCUAGUUAAAUGUAAAACAUUAGAGACUGAAAAAGACAAAGUAUCUGGUGAAUUAAAAUCAUUUAAAGAUAAGAAUAUUAAUCUAGAGGCUCAAAUUACUAAAUUGAAUAACGAAAUAAGUAACUCUACCUCUCAACAAACAGCAAUGUCUGAUUGUAUGAAGAAGAUUGAGAACCUCAAAAAGGAUAUGGACUUUAAAGAUAAAGAGAUAGACAAAUUAAAAAAACAAAUAGAAAAUGUCAGUAAAUUAGAACAAGAUAAGAAUAAAUUGCUCAAAGAGGUUGGAGAUAAAACAAAGAAAAUUACAGAAUUGGAAAAGAAGUUGAAAGAAUCCGAUGAAAAAUGUAAACGUUUAGAAAAACAGCUAACUACACGCAAAGACCGUGUCGCCAAAUUAGAGAAAGAGGAGGAUGCUCUAAGAGAAACUUCGAAUCAGAAAUACGAUGAAGCGAUAUCAUCUGUGGAAAUGGCACAAAUGAAAGAUAAACUUGAGGUCACACGGAGAGAUCUCGAAGAUAAAGAAAGCGAACUUGUUACAGCUAAACAAGCGCUCGAUAAGACUGAAAAAGAAUUAACCGCACUGCAAUCAGAAAAGUCUCAACUUAAAUCAGAAGUAACUAAAUUUGAAAAUGAAAGAAGAGAAUUAGAGAACAAAUUACAAGCGGAGAAAAAAGAAUCAGGCUACUGGGAAAGCAAAGCUUCGGAAUUAGAGACUGACUUACAGGCAGAACGUAAAAAGUUGGAACGUAUGCGUAUUGCUCACGAUAAGGAUAUCAAGAAUAAGGAAGCAGAAUUAGCAACACUAAAAGGCAAACUCAAAGUUCUUGAACAAACAUCUGGUGCAGGUGUUAAAAGAAUUGCUGAUCUCAAACAGGAAUAUGAAGAAAGUGUAAAAAAAUUGCAACAUUCGCUAGCUGUAGAAAAAGCCGAAUACGAAGAAUUAACGGGUAAAUACGAAAUUUUAGAAGAGGAGCACGUAGUAACUAAAGCAAGACUUACCGUAGAGAAGGAACAAGCUCAAGGAGAAUUAAUGCAUGUCAAAAAGGAAUUAAACAGUGCAUUAUCAGAAAUGAAAGCUCUACAAGAAACUCAUGAAUCUCAGUCCACGACUUGGAAUAAAGAAAAGACUGAACUUCAGAAAGAGAUUUCGUCGCUACAAGAAAGACUUUGUGGGGGUGGAUGGGAGGUAGAGAAGGCGCGGUUGACGGCACGUCUGGAACAACGCGAACGCGAACUGCGCGCCGCCACUGACCAACGCGACGUGCUAACCCAUCAUCACGAGCAAGCAAAAAAAGAGCUGGAAGAAUUAAAAAAGAAGCUAGAAGACUACGAGAAAGUGGCCAAAGUGCAAAGAAAUUUGACAUCAGAGAACGCGGAAUUGGAACGUGAGGUGUCUGCUCUAAACGCGCGCCUCGAACACGCAGAAAAAUCUAGGAAGGCUGAAAUCACAGAUACUAAGAUGAGAUACGACAGUCAACUGAAUACUAUGAGGGAUGAGCUCAAGUCUUUGCACAACCAGGUUUCUAGAUUCAGACGUGAAAGGGACAACUACAAACAAAUGUUGGACGCCGCUCAGAAAACAAUGGCGUCUAUGAAGACUGCUGACAAAUCUAACAGGACACCAAGAUCAUCAAUUUCAAGCACAGAUGAGGAGGAAUACCGCAACAAAUUAGCAACCUUGGAACAGCAAAAUGCGUGCCUUGAAGACGAACUGUGUGAGGCGCGCUUGCUCGCAUCCAAACUCAAGACCGAAUUAGUAAGCGAGAAGUCUACCUCCGAGGUCCGCAUAGCUGAGAUGCAAUCACGACUCAACGAGUAUGAAGAAGAGCGACUUCUCUCCUCGGGAAGAGCGCGAGUAGCUGGCCUUGCUACUCGCAUGGAAUUAGCUUGGCACAAAGAACGCGACGAGCAGCAGCGACUACUACAAGAAACAUCAACGCUCGCGCGCGACUUACGUCAGACUCUUUAUGAGGUGGAGCGUGAAAGGGACAAAGAGAGAUUAGAUAUGAAGAGGCGAAUAGAACAACUUAAGAGAACAACUGAGGAGGAAACUGAAGAAGCUAAGAAAAAGGUGACAGAGCUGCAAUGUGACCUUUUGGAACUGCGAGAUGCCCACGCUAAACUACGUACAGCCAAUGAGAAAUUACGUCGUGACAAGGACCGGAAUGAUCGCGAUCGCGACCAGAACAAAUUACUGGUCGGAUCGCUUAAAAGAGCACAACAGGAAGACGAUAGAAUCAUCACUCAGCUAUUAGAGACUAUAGAAGAUCUCAUGAAGCAGAGUCCAGAAAUUUUCCGCAGUGAGCCCAGCGUCAAGCCAGAAAAGAGUUUACUCACACCAACACCACCCAGAAGAAAUAGAUCAUCGAAAUCUCGAUCGAGAUCCGCUACUCCGGAAGGCGGAGAGAAUGCUGCGAACGCGGCGGCGACAGCGGCUCGUCUACGGCGUCUUACAGAUGAACUGCGAGCUUCGCGUAUAGCUGAACGAGCAAGACGACAUAACGCUACUACAGCCAGACGAGCAAUGUCUACGGAGCCUCGUGACACACUGUCAGUGACAACAACCUCUAGGACACCUUCACGGGCGCCUUCACUAAAGAAGCGAUCUGUGUCUUUAGAACAGACAACAAAGGAACAGAAUGUAAUAUGGAAGUCUGUUGAAGACACGAGUGUUUCGUCGAUGCAAUCUUUGGACGGAGACAUAGACUCCCGUCUUUUCACGAUGCAACGUGACACAAGCAUGGACAGUCGACUGUCAGGAGGAUCAACACAGAGCGAUGUGUUACCAGCAGAUAAAAAGAAGAAAAAGAGCAUUUUCGGUAAACUAAAGAAAUUGACGAAAUCGCGUUCAAUUGACGACCAAGUUGACCCUGAAGUUGUUGAAUUUCGACCAAUUGGUGCUAUAUCACAGGGUUCGGAUUCUGAUAUGAGUGCAGCUGGCAGCAAAAGAGAUCUGCGCGGUCGUCUGUCCGACAUGUUUAGUAGAAAAGGAGCCGCGUCACGUGGCAAUAGUAAAGAGAAAAGUCCAGAGCGGCCCGCAAGCGCGAUGGGUAAUGUGGGAUCGCCAUCGUCUCUACGUAACGCCAGUUCCGCUACAUUUCCACGAUCACCGUCCUCUCAGAAUUCAAGAGCGUCAAGCGCCACCCCAGCAGCUAAGAGGAAAGGGAAAUAACUAAUAAUAUCGUAUUUCGCUUCAUUAUAAGUGUAUUCAUCCAUUUUCCUAAGAAUUUUCCACAUAGCUUGUAAUAUCACAAUACAUAUCAAUUUUCUGUAUAACUAUCGACGACACGAUAUAUUUGACAAAAUCGCUCACUUACACAUUUACCAUUUUUAUAACUUAAUAUUUAUCUGAAAAAUAAAAUAGUAAAAAUCAUCACUAGCAUCGAUACUCUGUAUGCAAAAGAGAAUAGUUAUGUAUUCCGAUAAUCUUUCUAUGCGAUAAACUAAUAAUAUAAAUUGCUAUAGUAUCUUUAAUAUCAUUUCAAUAAGUAGAUUCCACCCAUUGAUUGUUUCGUAUACUAUUAAUCCAUUAAAAAAAUGUUGCAAGUGUACUAGUCAAAUAAUAUUAGAUAAUCAGAUCAUUGAAAUAGGCUAGCUAAACACAAACUACAAGUCGAUAGUUAUGCAAGGCUAGUUUUUUUUACAUUAGUCACAAUAUAUUUGUACAGUGACAACCUAAGUAUUUCUAACUCCUACUUCCCUCCCUUAGUAAAACAUCGCAUAGAUUCCGACAUAGCACUCGGAUAUCAAAAGCAAUGUUUAUACUUACGUACUUUUAAUUUUAUAAUAAACUGUUGAACGAU
Messenger RNA from Diatraea saccharalis (sugarcane borer), 8205 nucleotides. The record is from the annotation of a GenBank genome assembly. Lineage: Eukaryota; Metazoa; Arthropoda; Insecta; Lepidoptera; Crambidae.